AAAUCAUUAAUUUUUACUGUUCUGCAAUCUGUAAUUAUUAUAAAUAUUUAUAACAAUAUUAGAAAUUACAAUGAGUAAAGAAAAGUUUUCAGAUAGUGUAUCUAUACUUUUAGAACUUCUAGAGGUAUCAAUUCAUUGCAUACUGUAUGCAAGAAAAAUAUACCCCGAAGGAAUUUUUGAACUAAAGAAGAAAUACAAUGUACCUGUACAUGUUUCCAUUUAUCCAAAGUUAAAUUUAUAUAUAAAUGGUGUACUCAAUGCUGUCAAAAGUCUAUUGAAAUUAAAAAAAAUACGUAAAUUGGAUGUAUGUUUUUAUAACAAGACUGGAGUUAUAGUUGAACGUUUUGUAUUUAAUAUUCAUAAUGUUGAACUUGAAUUGAAUUUAUCAGAUUUUUCGAAUGUAAGAGAUCCAUAUUUAGUCAAGUUAGAACAAAUGUUGAGAGCUUUUUGUUUAAAACUAACAGUUUGUGAUUCUCUUUUGAAACCUUUACCUUCAAGUUGUACAUUUCAGAUUCACAUUCAUACAACUGAAACUAACUCCAUUGAAAUUCAAAAGGAUACAGAAGAAUUUCCAUUAAUACCCAGUGAAAAAAGGGAUAUAAUUUUAACAUCACCUGCAGUAGUACCAUUGCGUAGUAUUGACUGUGAACAUUUAAAUUUAGAAAUCUAUGCUGAAGAAGGAAAUAAAGAUGAAGACCCAGAUUUAUUUACACCAAGUCCAUUAAUUUAAAUACAUUCAACAUCAAUGUUCAAUAUGUUUUUUUAA
Melanaphis sacchari is the source of this 766-nucleotide messenger RNA. RefSeq names its product mitotic spindle assembly checkpoint protein MAD2B (gene PolZ2). Bases 71 to 730 code for a protein of 219 amino acids. The transcript has 5 exons. Gene Ontology annotation, cellular component: zeta DNA polymerase complex. NCBI's taxonomy places the organism in Eukaryota, Metazoa, Arthropoda, Insecta, Hemiptera, Aphididae. The record is from RefSeq and is a predicted model, not a curated record.